This is a messenger RNA of Drosophila takahashii, 537 nucleotides long. RefSeq lists its product as uncharacterized. The record is from RefSeq and is a predicted model, not a curated record. Lineage: Eukaryota; Metazoa; Arthropoda; Insecta; Diptera; Drosophilidae.
AUGGCUUCUCGAAUUCGCCUGUUGCAACUGAUUAUUUUCCUGUACUUUUUUAAACAAAUUGUAUCAAAAGUGGAGUUUACCAACAUUAAAUGCACUUCCCUCGAUCCUGAGUUCGCAAGCUUCGACUAUUGCUUUCUAAAGUCAGUGAAUCGUACUUAUAAAUACCUUUCCUUAAAAGUAAAGUUGUUAAAAAAGCCUGUUACCAAAGUAAAGGUUAACUUUGCAUUUUUGAAAAAAUAUAAUGGCUAUAAACCGUCUCUCUUUAACGUAACAGUAGAUGCCUGCAAACUUCUUAAAAACCCAAAAUCUAAUCCAGUUGCAGCUUAUAUUCACAGUUUCUUUAAAAGUUACUCCAAUAUGAAUGAUUCCUGCACAUUUAACCACGAUCUAAUUGUGGAUAAAGUGUCAAUCGAUUCUGUAAAUACGAAAGCUACUGCCGUACUUCCAGUUCCUCAUGGCGACUAUAUGUUUCAUUCGAACUGGUUUGCUUACGAUAUCAACCGUGCUACUGUAAACGUAUAUGGUACCCUAUCUUGA